Molecule: messenger RNA, 1139 nt
Organism: Drosophila melanogaster (fruit fly)
Lineage: Eukaryota; Metazoa; Arthropoda; Insecta; Diptera; Drosophilidae
Gene: Osi10a
Product: osiris 10a
Exons: 2
Coding region: 19-1074 (351 amino acids)
Source: RefSeq, marked reviewed
UCAAAACACUCGACCAUUAUGUCGCCACUGGAUAUCGUUUUGCUCCUGGUCAGUUUCCAUCAAGUGAUUGGCAGUGACUUUUCCGCCAUGAGUUUGGAGUUCAAGCAGUGUGUUCGUGGAUCACAGAAACCGAAGAUCGGUGAAUGUUUAGGAAGAUCCGCUCUGAACUUCAUCCAGAAAUUAGAUGAGAGCGAUAACGUAAAGUUCGUGGAGGAUUUUGUGACAGUGAAAAGUGAAACAGCUGCAGUCAGAUCUCUAUCAAAUGUGCUCGACACGGAUCCAGUGGACUUCCGCGGUAUCCUCGAGAAUGCUGGCGCAGUGAUGGGUCAACGGAGUAUGGAGUGGCAUAUGGACGGCCUUUAUCCUGGACUUAUGUUCAAAAUAGGUCCCACAGCGGAUGCGAAUAGUGUGGCCGAGUUCGUCCUCGAUGGAGCGGCGCAGGGAGAGCGACAAUUUGGAUUCGAGGAUCCCUCAACCGGUCGCGUCUUGACCAAGCAGUAUUUACUGCCCUUUCUUCUGGGCUUAAAGUUCAAUCUGGUGGCCCUAGUACCCCUGAUAUUUGCUGGCAUAUGUCUGCUGCUCAAAAAGUCAUUAUUUUUGGUCAAGCUGGCCAUAUAUGUGAGCAGCUUCUUGGGACUGGGUGGAAUCGUUGGUGGACUUGGAGGAUUGGGUGGUGGUUUUGGAGGUGCCAGCUUUGGCGCUGCAAACUUUGGUUUGGGUGGCUUUAGUGGCCACCGUCCAAUCGGCCAAUUUCCCGGAAAGACUACGGUAUUUGGCAAAGGCCAGGAUGAGUUCCACCACCAGUACGAUGUGCACGAGACGUCGCCUUAUCGUCGAAGUGAACGAAAAGUUCGAUUCGAGCAGCCUCGAAUGGCGGAAACGCCGGGCCAAGCACCUCCAGUCAACCCCAAACCGCCCACCCAAGACCGUUUCUACGACUUUGAAAACCAACGCAGGCCAAGUAACAAACUAUUGGCAUCCAGUGUGGAGCAGGAGGGCGAACUUCUGUUGAGAAACUUCCAGGACCCCCACCGAAUGGAGGGCUGGCAGGCGGUGGACGUGAGAUCGCUAUGAGCACAUAGUUUACACUUUACAAAAAUUUGUGUAUAUAAAAUCAUAGUGCGUUGUGUAGGGUAUUU